CUAUACACUACUCCGUACAUACACAUGUAUAAGUUACUGUGCAGCCCAGCCCACUGCACAGAAACAGGAACAAGCAUCGUCAGUUGACUUCAACCUUACUUGGGAGAUCGUCUUGGCACGGACUUCCUCCACUCCCAUUCACCAAUCUGGAUCGAGUUCCCCAUCCAACCAACCAUUCAAAGAGUGGAAUGCACUCAGUAAGAAACUUUUCUCUGGAACGUAACUGACAUCAUCGCCGGUUCCAGGAUGUCUUACCCGCUUCAAGGUUCCAUUUUCCUCCUGAGCCUCUCCCACGAGAUGCCUUUUCCCCCUCCUUCUCUCUCUGACCCCCUCCUCAAUCCACACCCACCGCUGCGGCAUGGUUUGAUACGACGGUGGGAAAAUCCCCCGAAGAUUCCCCAGUUUUUUCAAACUCAAGCCUUUCGAUUCCCCAUCUGCUUCGCUCCCCCAAGCCACCGCAUCACCGAUCACGGACAUCCCCCGUCCUUCGCCUUUCGCCCCCACCAAACACAAUACCUUUCUAGAACAUGGCAAAGAAAAACUUCGGAGUUCAUCACCAAGCUCGACCACCGGGUUCCGAGUGCAGUAAACGGAGAGUCACACCAUGGGGACGAUCUGGCCAAUAGCGCCCCGUCGGUUCCUCCUGCGACUCUGGAAACCCUCCCCCCUCCCCUUCAAGCCUUGCGGACCCAGCAGUUCGUCUUCAUGCACGCGGAGGAUCGACGGGCGAUGAUGAUGAUGCUGCAAGUUGCCCCUGCAGGUGGUAAGGACUACGGACUACGGAUCCGAAGGAUUUCCCUCCAGACUGCCAUGACGAUUUGUCCGGCUGCUUCGGCUCGCUCUGGUUGCUUUUUUUCUUUUUGGUGUCUUUUUUCAGGUCUUCCCCAAAAUAGAUUUGACGGCCGUUGUUUGAGGCCUAAGACCAUGCUUUUGGCGUGGUUGUGCUUGCCAGGCUUGUCAUCUGCCACCGCUUCAAAUGAACUGGUCCGGCGGAGAGAACCCUCAGGGGGGAGUGGGAAGAUAGGGUUGGCAAUUCGAACGCCAUUCGGCGUUCGCGUUUGCCACAAUAAUGAGACGGUUGCAUUCAUAUCGAGAUGUGCCUUGGUUCCGACCAAUUUUCCAACGACCCUCCCCCCUCACCUCCUCCGACCCUCCGCUGAGUCAAGAUGAGCAUUAAGGGCUUCAGUGGCUGUUCGAUUCCCUUAUGCAUUACUAGUGAACUUGGGUGCCAUGAAUUGUCGAUCAGCCCUCCCCUGCAGCUGUCCAAAAUAGACGGUUAUUUAGUUGGUCCAUGAUAAUCUUUGGGGUGGGAAAAAAGCCACUUGGCUUUAGCU
Molecule: messenger RNA, 1334 nt
Organism: Aspergillus aculeatinus CBS 121060
Lineage: Eukaryota; Fungi; Ascomycota; Eurotiomycetes; Eurotiales; Aspergillaceae
Exons: 2
Coding region: 247-1170 (307 amino acids)
Source: RefSeq, a predicted model, not a curated record